This is a messenger RNA of Rhinolophus ferrumequinum (greater horseshoe bat), 2977 nucleotides long. It is a transcript of the gene THNSL2, whose product is annotated as threonine synthase like 2. Gene Ontology annotation, molecular function: pyridoxal phosphate binding. The transcript has 9 exons. Gene Ontology annotation, biological process: 2-oxobutyrate biosynthetic process; dephosphorylation. The record is from RefSeq and is a predicted model, not a curated record. NCBI's taxonomy places the organism in Eukaryota, Metazoa, Chordata, Mammalia, Chiroptera, Rhinolophidae. The coding region runs from base 243 to 1697 and encodes 484 amino acids.
AGUCUGUGAUCAGCCCACAGUAGCCACGGGUUCAGCCCGCUGGGGUCCAAGUCUCCGCCCUGCCCCACCCCUUGUCAGAAAAAUCUCCACCUCUCUGAGCCACACAGAGAAGCCCCUCCUGAAAUGGUUCCUGGCUCCAAGGUGGUCUCCUGUCUACCUUGUUAUUCAUCCAGCUGAUUGGUCAGUUUUUCUGACCCAUCUCAGGAAUAGGAUGGACAGGAGUCACAAGGGUCUCUAGGAUCAUGUGGUACGUCAGCACCCGAGGAAUGGCCCCACGUGUCAACUUUGAGGGGGCCCUCUUCUCUGGCUAUGCUCCCGAUGGGGGCCUCUUCAUGCCCGAGGAGCUCCCACAGCUGGGCAGAGAGACCCUGCGUCAAUGGAGUACGCUGUCCUACCCCAACCUGGUGAAGGAGCUGUGUGCCCUCUUCAUUGGCCCUGAGCUCAUUCCAAGAGAGGACUUAAAUGAGCUGAUCCAUCGAGCCUUCAGUAGAUUCCGCCACAAAGAGGUGGUCCACCUGUCCAGGUUGAGGAACGGGCUGAACGUGUUGGAGCUGUGGCACGGCGUCACAUAUGCGUUUAAGGACCUGUCCCUGUGCUGCACAGCACAGUUCCUACAGUACUUCCUGGAGAAGAGGGAGAAGCAUGUCACUGUGGUUGUAGGAACUUCUGGGGACACAGGGAGUGCUGCCAUUGAAAGUGUUCAGGGGGCAAAGAACGUGGACAUCAUUGUUCUGCUGCCCAAGGGUCACUGCACAAAGAUUCAGGAGCUCCAGAUGACAACAGUGCUGAAGGACAACGUCCAUGUGUUUGGAGUGGAAGGAAACAGCGAUGAACUUGAUGAGCCCAUCAAGGCCGUGUUCACGGAUGUGGCUUUUGUCAAGAAACACAAUCUGAUGAGUCUGAAUUCAGUCAACUGGUCUCGUGUCCUCAUACAAAUGGCCCACCACUUCUUUGCUUACUUCCGGUGUGUGCCAUCCUUAGAUAUGCACCCACUGCCCCCUGUGGAGGUGGUUGUGCCAACGGGGGCCGCUGGUAACCUUGCAGCUGGGUGCAUUGCCCAGAAAAUGGGCCUGCCCAUCCGCCUGGUUGUGACAGUGAACUGCAAUGACAUCAUCCAUAGGACUGUCCAGCGAGGAGAUUUCUCUCUGUCUGAGACCGUCAAACCAACCUUGGCAUCAGCUAUGGACAUUCAGGUGCCCUACAACAUGGAGAGGAUUUUCUGGCUGUUAUCUGACUCUGACAGCCAGGGGACAAGAGCCCUCAUGGAGCAGUUUGAGAGGACCCAAAGUGUGAGUUUACCGAAGGAACUGCAAAGCAAGCUUUCAUUGGCAGUGACGUCUGAGCCCAUGUCAGAUGAAGCCAUCACCCAGACCAUGGGACGUUGCUGGCAAGAGAACCAAUACUUGCUGUGCCCUCACUCGGCCGUGGCCGUGAGCUACCAUUACCAGCAGAUGGACAGGCAGCAGCCCAGCCCUCCCCGGUGUUGUCUGGCCCCCGCCUCUGCCGCCAAGUUCCCAGAAGCUGUCCUGGCUGCCGGGCUGACCCCAGAGACUCCCUUGGAGAUCUUAGCCCUGGAGAAAAAGGAGACACGCUGUACCCCAAUGCAGAAAAGUGAUGACUGGACACUGAUACUUCGGAACACAAUUGAGGAAAUAGGCCGGCAGUGGACAGGUCACCUCCUGAAUGCCUCAGACUAGCCAGGCUGGAGUUGGCAUCCUUUAGGCUUCAGACUCUGUGGUGGUGGUUGGGGACCAGGGAAGGCAGAUGCCCUCUGAGCUGCCUUGUGCAACUUCUCCCUGUUAAGAGUUGGUGUAUGGUGUUCUUAGGAGGCUGUCAGUGGGGUCUGGAGCCAGCUGGCUUUGUUCUGUGCUCUCACCAUGGCAUUGUGGUGCCUGGUCUCCAGGGAGGCUGGGUGGGGGUGAGGGUGGUUGUUGAAGGUGCCCUCCCACCAGUGGACAGUGCAGGGGCAUCACUGCUGCAUGUGAAAGCUCAGGGCCUGCAAAUGAAGAGCCUUGGACACAGAGUUGACCUCAGCUCCACAGUUUAGGACUCCAGACUCUAAACCUAUGCAGAUGGGGGCCGCUCAUUCCAUUAGCACAGGGCUGGGGCUCAUGGUGUCUGAGACUGUUUACCCAGAGGUCCUGGCCUGCUUCUACCCUUCUGAAAUGUUGGGAAUCCCUAGAAAACAAGUGCACGUCCAGUGUGAUGGUGACUCCGCAUAGCCAGUGGGCAGAGGAUGGCGGCUGCCGAGUGGUGCUGGUGGUGCCAUGGUGUGUGCUACUUCCACCAGCUGCUUCAGAUUGGCCCAGUGUCGAGGGGAUGGCAGGGCAGGCAGCAGGGCAGGUGGCACAGGUGAUGGUAGUGGACAGAGUUGAGGUAUGGGGAAGUGUGCUCCUCAAGGUGCAAACUGAGUCAGGUUGCCCUGUUGCUCAUGUAUUGGGUUCACCUGCUUUAUUAAACAGGGCAUAUGCCAUAGCUACGAGAAGCAAUGAUCCCUUGUUGACCAUUAAAUGAAGCCCAGAUGUCUACAUUUCCAUUGAUACUUUCAUAAUCAUGCUGCCUCAGAGAAAUCAAAUCGUUCUUUCCUCUGAAAACGUGACUCACUCUCUCCUCUUUCCAUGCCUCCGACCCUGUACUUGCCCCUGUGAGACUGUCCUUCGAUUAGGCCACAAGACCCAUCCCACAGACUACUUAAGUCUUGUUCCUGCGUCUUGUUUGCUGUGGAGUUGGCCCUCAUCAGCCCACCUGGAAAUAACGAUUCCUGUUUCUGAACCCUGAAGGCAAAACUUUAACUGUAGGUUUCCUAAAACAUGUAUUCCCUCCUAUCCUGUUUUAUGGAUCUCUGCAUUAUCACCCUGUCAUGCGGGGUGUCAUGCGGAGUCUCUGGUUCCACUCCCCACAUAAGAACACAGGAUAUGGUGAGGCCAACACCCAUGAAGCCAUAGAUAGGGGAGUCAUACCACUAUGACGGCUGGCG